AUUUCAUAAGAGACCUGAACAGGAAUGAUCCAUUGAAGAAUUCCUGGAUUUUCCCGUUAGACUUACUCAACAAGGAAGAAGAUGGUGUUCUUGCUGAGAAGGACUCGGAAAGUCCUGCCUUGUGUAAUAAACUUCAGAAAGGUUCUUGGUUCCUGCUUGGUCGCAGGCAGGAGAUGCCAGCUGUGCCACACUGGCCAGGCUUCAGCUACCGACAGCCCUGUGAGAGAGGAAGCAUCUUACCCGCUGUACCCGGGCCACAUCCCGACCAGCCCUCUGCAGAAAGCCCUGCUGAUGGUUGGCUCAGCGUUUAUGGCACUCUACGAUCCUUACCGGCAUGAUAUGGUGGCUGUUCUUGGGGAGACGACAGGCUACCUCGCUCUGCAGACACUCCGGGAGAGGAUGCGGAACGACCCUGAGGGACAACAGAUCCUACAAGAGCGACCUCGGAUACGUCUUUCCACACUGGAUAUCACUGGGCUCCGGGCACUUCCGGAAGGGACACUUGGCCGGGAAUAUGUUCGCUUUUUGGAUGACAACAGGGUUUCUCCAGACACGAGGAUGCCGACCAAGUUUGUAGACGACGAGGAGCUGGCCUAUUUGGUCCAGCGCUACCGAGAAGUCCAUGAUCUGAUGCACACGCUCCUUGGCAUGCCUACCAACAUGUUAGGGGAGGUCGCAGUAAAAUGGUUUGAGGCUGUCCAGACUGGCCUGCCCAUGUGCAUUCUGGGAGCAGUUGUUGGCCCUGUUCGUCUUAAUACCCGGAAACUUUCCAUCCUAGCCACUGAUCUUAUCCCAUGGGCUGUUCAGAGCGGAAGUAAUGCCAGCUGCAUCCUAAAUUUCUAUUACGAGAACCGCUGGGAGCAAACAGUGGAAUCUCUCCGCAACGAAAUCGGGAUCCUGCCGCCUCCCGUGACUGGGGUGUGAAUCCAUGCCAGGAAAAAGAAAAACGAGUGGACACGAUGGCCCUCCGAAAGACAGUGGUUUGAAUCCUGACAUGUUAAAUACUCCUUGCUUUCGAUGCACUGGAGCAUCGAUGGGCUAUCCAGUUUGAGAGACAAAUCAAGUGGUACUGAUCUGCUCAAAAAAUGACCGAAUUCCCCCCAUAAGAGGAUGUCUACCUCAUACCACUUCUUAAUGUAUUAGUUCUAAGCAAAUUACUGAAAUAUAGAAAAAGCUGGACCCCAUUUGAACAGCUGCGAAAAUCUGACAGAUGCCUAAAAUUUCAGAGCUAAAGGAGUGAUAGGUCUUGCUGUUAUCUUCUAAUAAAAGAGGCAAUGUCUCUGUAUGAUCUAUAUUUUGGAGCAAAGGAAGAAUUAAAUGAUUUCUAGGCUCAGAAAAGUAAUUACAUUCAAAGGUCAUGUGACACAGGGUGUCUACAGUAUAUGCACCACAGUCACAUACUCCAUCAGAGGAUGGUAUUUUAAGAUACCUCCAGGGCUAUUUUUGGGCAGGA
Molecule: messenger RNA, 1453 nt
Organism: Gekko japonicus
Lineage: Eukaryota; Metazoa; Chordata; Lepidosauria; Squamata; Gekkonidae
Gene: COQ4
Product: coenzyme Q4
Exons: 8
Coding region: 82-924 (280 amino acids)
Biological process (GO): ubiquinone biosynthetic process
Cellular component (GO): mitochondrial inner membrane; mitochondrion
Source: RefSeq, a predicted model, not a curated record